CAAGGGUUUUCUGUGCUACGAUAUUAUUAAUAUUUUAACGAAUACCUACAUAAAAAGUUUAAUUUGGUUUUCCGAUAUUUUUCGAACAAAAUUAUUGUUCAUAACAUCCAAAUAUGUACAAUCCUUUUCGCAAACAAAUUUGACAAUAGCGAGAGAUUCAGAAAAACAACAAACAGUCCAGUCAACAACGAUGGCUCUUUCGAUGUGGUACAAAUACUCGGCUUUGAACCAAAUUUCCACCAACAUUGUACGACAUUUUUCACUUUCGUCUGUGAAUCGUCUCAAAGAGAUCAAAGAGGUUAAAGCGAACGACACGCUUGUAAUCAAAGGAGAAUACGUCCCAUCGCCCCGGCAAGAUACGCUGAUCCCACAGCUGAUCGAGGCGCGCCAGAAAGGUGAACGGUUUUGUCCUCAAUGCACCCUUGGGCUGGACAUCAAGCACACCGACGUGCUCAUCCUUAGUCAGUACGUGCGAACCGACGGAUGCAUGUUGCCACGCCGGGUUACAGGAUUAUGUAAGCGUCAACAACGACGUAUGGGUGCGCUGGUAACGAUGGCGCAGAAGGCGGGCCUCAUGCCAAACCUUAAUCCGGCGACAAGCAAAAAGGAUCCCAAACUGCGGUAUCAGUGGAAGAAGUUCAACAAAUAUUUCGAUGAAGAAACUAUUAAAUGUUAAUACACUUACGGCAUAAAGUAGUGCAUUUGUGAAACACUUUCACAGUUGAAUGUAUAA
This is a messenger RNA of Anopheles funestus (African malaria mosquito), 733 nucleotides long. RefSeq names its product 28S ribosomal protein S18a, mitochondrial (gene mRpS18A). Gene Ontology annotation, biological process: mitochondrial translation. NCBI's taxonomy places the organism in Eukaryota, Metazoa, Arthropoda, Insecta, Diptera, Culicidae. The transcript has 2 exons. The record is from RefSeq and is a predicted model, not a curated record. The coding region runs from base 191 to 676 and encodes 161 amino acids. Gene Ontology annotation, molecular function: small ribosomal subunit rRNA binding; structural constituent of ribosome. Gene Ontology annotation, cellular component: ribosome; mitochondrial small ribosomal subunit.